UUAUGUAUGAACUGCUGUAACACUACGUUACGGGAUGUCGGACGAAACUAGACACGUCGUAAAACAAAGCAACGUUUGUUUACAUAGAAAAUAUACAGUCAGAUAAGAGCACAGUACGAGUUGACAGAGACCUUCCUCCAUAAAACCAGAAAACGUCACCUCCUAUCCUCCCCGCUACGGGCAUUCCAACCAAAAUUCCAGCUAUUAUUUUUCCUGGUAGAGGCGCCCUAAUAUUCACAAUUCCUCUUAACAAUACAAUUUUGAGGAUUGUUGAAACGAGUUGAUUAUUACAAGCGAUUCUUGUCGGAUGCAAGUUUUUCGAAUGCGAAUUAAUUUUGAGAUAAUGAGUGGUGCAAGUUUUCGAGGUGAAUUUUUUAGAGGGUAUGUGUCGUUUUCUAACGACACUGAUUUUAUGGAUUUUAAUCAGUAUCUGGCUAAAAAUCUGGCAGAUAAAAAACUUCGUACAAAACAACAAUUAAAGAUGACAGGAUUUUCUAAUGAAGGCUUACGUCAUCGCUAUUUAUUUAAAAAAUUUGUUGAAUUGGAAAAAUAUUCAUUAGUAAAAAACAUAAUAUACGAAGAAUAUGAACCUGUAUUUGAUGCAUCUCAAACUGAUAACAUUGAAUCAGAGUCUAAUCAUCGAUAUUUAUUUAGAAAAUUUGUUGAAUUGGAAAUGUAUUCAUUAGUGAAAAACGUUAUAUACGAAGAAUAUGAACCUGUAAACAAUGCAUCUCAAUCUGAUAACAUUGAAUCAGAGUCUAAUUCAAGCAAUUGUGAACAAUUUGAUGCAGAAAUCGAUAAUAAUGAUCAAUAUGGUAUAUUUAUGUACAAGAAAAGAAACAGUACAGUAAAGUUGAACAAUAAAAUUAAACCACAAAAAAUGGUGGAGAAUAAAUGGAUGCCAGAUGCAAAGAAACAAUACAGGAAAGUUGGGAAGAAUAGCAAGCAGAUGGAAAGAAACAAUACAGGAAAGUUUAACAAUAAAAUUAAACCACAAAAAAACGUGGAGAAUAAAUGGAUUUUGCCAGAUGAAAAAUCUAUAUUAACAUCUGAAAAAGAGGAACAGACAAAAUGCUGGGACCUCUUUCGAUACUACUUCCGCAGACUUUCGGCGUUUUUCUGUUGCCUGAAGUCAAAAAACUAAUAUUAUUGACAACGGAA
Molecule: messenger RNA, 1161 nt
Organism: Centruroides sculpturatus (bark scorpion)
Lineage: Eukaryota; Metazoa; Arthropoda; Arachnida; Scorpiones; Buthidae
Exons: 5
Coding region: 308-1144 (278 amino acids)
Source: RefSeq, a predicted model, not a curated record